AUGACAUCGGUGCCUAAUUCUAUUACAUCUUCGGUUACAUCUACUGCAAGUAACCAAGUAUCAGCUUCUGUUGAUCGUAUGCGGAGGGAUAACAUCAAUGAAAGAAUCCAAGAAUUGUUAACGUUAAUACCAGUAGAUUUUUUCCAAGAAUACUAUAGGAACACAUCGAGCAAUGACUCGUCAUCCAAUUUAAAUGAAGGUACCAGUGGAUCGAACACACCUAAACUAAAAGGUACAGGUACAAAAGAUGGUAAACCUAAUAAGGGUCAAAUUCUUACACAAGCAGUUGAGUAUGUGUCAUAUUUGCAAAAUCAAAUUGAUACGAAGAACAGAGAAGAGGUCGAUCUAAUAGCCAAGAUCCAAGAACUUAGUAAGAAGAAAGGCCAUAUAGUGAAUGACAUCAAUUUAGAUCAUACAAGUGCAGAAGAGAUGUUGGCUAAAAUAGGUGUGGGUCCAUUGAGUGAGCAAUAUGAAUCGAAUGAGGCUAGUUCAACCCCACAACAAAUAGGACAGCAA
Molecule: messenger RNA, 516 nt
Organism: Vanderwaltozyma polyspora DSM 70294
Lineage: Eukaryota; Fungi; Ascomycota; Saccharomycetes; Saccharomycetales; Saccharomycetaceae
Gene: RTG1
Product: Rtg1p
Exons: 1
Biological process (GO): regulation of transcription by RNA polymerase II
Molecular function (GO): RNA polymerase II cis-regulatory region sequence-specific DNA binding; protein dimerization activity; DNA-binding transcription factor activity, RNA polymerase II-specific
Source: RefSeq, a predicted model, not a curated record